AUGAAGACCCUUUGCCUGCUCUUUUCUCUCCUCUUCUUGGCUCUCCAGAUCUCUCCAGGUUUGUCUUCACCCCGGAGGGAAAUGCUUUUCUGCAGAGGAGGGAGCUGUCACUUUGGAGGAUGUCCCUUCCACCUGGUUAAAGUUGGAAGUUGCUUUGGGUUCCGCUCCUGCUGCAAACCGCCAUGGAAUGUAAGAGAAGUUGAUGAGCCGUUCAUUGAAGAGUAA
Messenger RNA from Zonotrichia leucophrys gambelii, 225 nucleotides. Its product is annotated as gallinacin-2-like. Lineage: Eukaryota; Metazoa; Chordata; Aves; Passeriformes; Passerellidae. Gene Ontology annotation, biological process: defense response. The record is from RefSeq and is a predicted model, not a curated record. Gene Ontology annotation, cellular component: extracellular region. Bases 1 to 225 code for a protein of 74 amino acids. The transcript has 3 exons.